Molecule: messenger RNA, 591 nt
Organism: Prorocentrum cordatum
Lineage: Eukaryota; Dinophyceae; Prorocentrales; Prorocentraceae
Source: the annotation of a GenBank genome assembly
GCGUCCGAGUCGGGCAUCGAGAUCCUCGUCUCCCGCACGAUCGUCGAAGGCGCCCCCAUUUCGUCUCUCCGCUUCCUGGACGGCGACACGGACGCCUCCGCGCUCGUGCUCACGGCAGCGGACCUCUGCAUGGGCUGGGACCCGCUGGAAGACCCAGCGAACCUCCGAGGUGCAGGUGCGCCUGAGCCCGAGCUGUCGUUCUUCUUCCGCGUGAGGGUGGCGCGAGGAGCGAUCACCGCCGCGGACAUGGGCCUGGGCCCCGGUGCCUGGUGCCCCGCGGAGCUGCUGCUGCUCGGCACCGACGAGGGCGUGCUGGAGGUCCACGAGCUGAGGCUGAGCGACCCAGAGCAGCGGCCGGAGCUCCGGAGCGUGAUUGACGUCGGGCAGUGCGUCGUCGCCACCGCGCUGGGCGACCACGGCAGGAUCGCCUUCGCCGCCGCGACCACGGCAGAGGGUGACGACCUCAGCCUGUACGGCUACGACUCGAGCGACGGCAGGUGCACUUGCUCGAUGCAGCCCGGGAUCACCGGCCUCGUCCCUGCUGGCCUGCCCGCCAGAGACCAGAUGUCCCUCGCGCACAACGACCACGAG